GAAAUGCUCUCUUGUAAUGUAUAAAAUCUCUUAAUCAGCUUGUAAACAAGAUUUUUUUUGUAAAUGCUUUGACUAAUAUCAAGUUGUAUUUUAGUCCUAUUUUUAGGCCCAAGCAGCCAAGGCCAAUUGUAAUCAUCCUGUUUGUUAUUACGAUCCUGCCCCUCUAAAGAGGUGGCUUUUUAGAGGCUUUAUCAUAUUCAAAAACUCACCAAACUUGGCAGACGCGUCAAGUCAACAUUAGCAUUCUGGAAACAACCAAGCUAGGGUGUAAAAGUAAUAUAUUUUGCAUAUGAAUGCUUGUCUAAGAAACUGCCCAAUAAUCUGACAAUACAAUUUAAACAAUAAGAUCCUUAUCUAUUAGAAGGUGGUCGCUGCAAACUCUGGGAUUGUUAGUUUCUGCACCUCCUAAUUUUUCCUGUACACUGCUGAUCCACGUUUGUCUUCUUUUUUUCCAUACAUACAUUCUUUUAAAUUAACUCCCUUGUGACCAACUACCUUCAGAACAUGAAAAUAAUAUUGAUCUUUCUUUUAAUUGGAACAUUUUGAACCAUAUACGACUCAAACAUUAAGCAUUUUGAAGCUGGAUCAGUGGAAAGUAAACUGGCUCCAUUUCCUUCAGACGAAAUCCCCAACUAGCACCAACGCCACACACUGCAGACUGCAGUCAGGAAGUAAAUGCAGCCAGUUUACUUCUGUUGAUCCAGUUUCAAAAUGUCUAGAGUCUGUUGUGUACAAUUGUUUCAACCUUUCUAAUCAAGAAAAAAAUAAAACAUUAUUUUCAUGUUUUGAAACAGUUUGAGCCACGUCUGUGUUGAGUUCAGCAGGCACAUGCCUUUCUACUAACAAAAUGAAGCAGUUUUUGUCAUGAAAUUGGCUUAAUAAGCACCAGUUUUGGCAUUUCUUAUUCUCAACGAGACAUAUCUGGUUAAAUAAUGGCUACAUAUGUAUAUAUACAUACAUAUUGUUCAAGCUGUGCCUGUAAAACGAAAUGUCACUCUACUAUAAGGUAGUCAGCGGUUCCAUAAAACAUGAAAGAGGAAUUGGAGAAAUGCUACAUCCAGGAGACGUUGUGUCCUAUUCUGUGUCAGAAAUGAGUUUUACAAGCAGAGCAGGGAUGUAGUUUGGAUACUGAACAAUCAGGUUUUUCGAUGAGCCGUAACAAACUGUUGGCCUGACAGAUAAAUCUCUAAAUGCUCAUAUAUACAUGUCACCCUGGUUUCCCUCAAAGUAAAGAAGCACAUGAUGAUGAAGAUGGUCUUUUCAUCUGUACUCUCGAUGACCUAUGCUGAAUCAAGACAUGCACAGCUUUGGAGCCAUUCACCUGAGGAUUUUCAGGAAAUCCCUGAGGUACCUUGAGGAAGGCAGGCCUGAAAUUUGGCUGCACCUGGAGGUAAUCAUUACCCCGAUGAUGGAUGAGAGGCAGACCAGACAGGGGGAACUGCUGGACUUCACGAAGGGUCAGCCAUUGAGACAUGGAGAACUACAGCAGUGGUCGGCCAUGGGGGAAGCUAGUCAAAGUGGACUCCAAUGAAACAGUUCUGCUUUUCACUAAGGAAUGUACAGUUGGCAGAAAAAAAGGCUGCUAUCUGUCCUUUCCAUCCAAUAAACUUGUCUCCGGGGAGCACUGCAAGAUAGUAAAAGAUGAACACUCAGGGCUGGUUUGGCUUGAAGACACGAGCACUAACGGCACAGUGAUCAACUCGUCCAAAGUGGUCAAGAAGCAGACCCAUGUGCUGCAGAACGGUGAUGUCAUCUACUUUGUGUACAGGAAGAGUGACCCCGAUCAAAACAUUGCCUAUGUUUACCACUCUUUAAACAUGGAGGCCGCUGUUCCAGAAGACGGUUAUAAGAGGCCAGCCUGCAGUCUUUUUCCGGUUCUGGCUUCAGAGAUGGCCCUCUCUGUGGAACCCGUAAUGCUCACAAGAGCUCCUUUGGAACCAACUCAGGAGGAACCUCAGCCUUCCACUUCCACCUCCCACCUUUGUAUUAAGAAGCCCUCGUCUAAAGCCCCCGUUUCAUCAGCUUCUUCUGCUUUGGGCCAAGUUAAGGAUGGAGCCUCGGCAGUAGAAGAACACUCAGGCAACCGGGAGCCAGAAUGCAAAAGGAGGAGAACAGAUGAUGAUGUGACAGGAUCAGCUAAGGGGGAUGUUCUGUCUACACUGCCAGUGAAAGAGACUAAAACGGACAAGAUGGAGGAGUCGCUGACGUGCGUCAUUUGCCAGGACCUGCUGCACGACUGCAUCAGCUUACAGCCUUGCAUGCAUGUUUUCUGUGGCGCCUGCUACUCUGGCUGGAUGGAGCGCUCGUCGCUGUGUCCCACCUGCCGCUGCCCCGUGGAGAGGAUUUGUAAAAACCGCAUUCUGAACGACCUGGUGGAGGCCUACCUCAUCCAGCAUCCAGAGAAGAGUCGCAGCGAGGAGGACCUGAAGAGCAUGAACAGCCAAAACAAGAUCACUCAGGACAUGUUGCAGCCCAAAGUGGAACGUUCCUUCUCUGAGGAGGAGGGCAGUUCAGAUUACCUCUUUGAGCUGUCAGACAAUGACAGCGACUCUUCAGACAUUAGUCAGCCCCUUCUGAUGUGCAGGCAGUGUCCGGGCUACACGCGGGAUAUGGGCCAAGUUCUGUUUGCUUCGAGCUCAAACUAUUGGUUCACUGGUCUUCCAACUCUACCACCUGUCCAGCCUCCUCCCACACCUGCUUGUGGGGAGGGAGCAGCAAGGCCGGCCGGAGAGCAGCCCUCCACGUCCUCCGACCGGCCCUCAGCUGACACACCUCAGGAGUACUGCUGCCCCCCGCAGGGCCGCCACCUCAUCUGCACCUGCUGCCUCCAGCCAAUGCCAGACCGGCGGGCCGAGCUCAGCAACCAGCAGCAAGUUAUCGCUCAGCAAUGUAUGCUGUGCCAGAGUCCGUUCUGCCACAUGUACUGGGGCUGCCAGAGGAUUGGCUGCCAUGGCUGCUUGGCUCCAUUCAGUGAGCUUAAUCUGACUGAAAAGUGUCUGGAUGGCGUUCUGAACAACAACGCAUACGAGUCAGAGGUUCUACAAAACUACCUUUCUGCUAAGGGAAAGACAUGGAAAGAUCUGCUCCAGGAGUCCUUGCAAGGCUUACAGGAGGGAAAGUUUCUCCUGACAGAUUGUCGCAUCUCGACGGACACCCUGCUGUGUUUCUGCUGCGGCCUGCGAGCCUUCAAGGAGCUGGCCUACAAGUACAGACAGAACAUCCCUCCGGCUGAACUGCCAGCAUCUGUGACAUCUCGUCCCGACUGUUACUGGGGGCGUAACUGCCGCACGCAGGUGAAGGCGCAUCACGCAGUGAAAUUCAACCACAUAUGUGAACAGACGCGUUUCAAGAGCUGAAGGAGCCGGACGGUCGGUUCUUCUGAGUCAAAUGCACAUGUGAAACACGACCUCGAUGCGUCUCGCUCCGCCCGCCGUAGACGACCCGCCUUAUGCAAUUGCCUAAUGCACUUAUUAACAAUCAGUGUCCAUUUACAACAAUGACCGUGUUCUCCACACAUAUUCAGGAGAACGGUAUCUAUGCACAUUCGGAUUAUUCCCUUUUGAGUGAAGGUCUUUUCACUCGUACAAGUUGCUGUUGCUCAGAAUAAUAAACACCCCGAAACAGCCGAUAUCUGGUAAAGGAAUCAUUUGUUUAGGUGGUGAAAUGGUUAAAGGUGCUAGUUAAUGUCGCUGUCACCCUGGGCAACAAAAACUUCAAUUUUGUUUUUAGAUUAGAAGUUAUUUGUGUAUGGAAGAGGGAUAUGUACGCAUGCUAAACAAGCUCCCCCCCGUUUUCUUCAUGAGAGAAUUAUUUUUGAGCAUUUUCCCAAUAUGCUAAUGUUAUUAUUAAGGGAUUUCCAUAAUUCAUUACAUCUAAAUAAUCAUGUGAAAUACCUUUUACUAAGUAAAUUACAAUAGCAUUCAUUUAUUUCACAAAUUCUACUCAAAAAGUGAAAGUCUUGGAAGAUAAAGAUUCAUUACUCUGUUAUGUAUUUCAGUGUUUUUUGUUGCCUUUUUUAUGCAAUUGAAGGUUGAAAUGAACAAAAUUCCCAAAAAUUACUUGAGGGAGGACGGAAAAUGGAAAAAAAAAAACAUGUUUUGGUCGUUUGCAGUAUUUUCUGAUUUGAUGUCAUGGCAAACACAAUCACUCAGAAGACUACCAGCAGAAAUGCACUGACUGUUUUCAUUGAAAGUAAGCCACAAAAGAUGAUUGCUAAAAGGAUCUGGAAAGUUGAGUGGAAGGAAAAAAAGUGUGGCACAUCUGAUUUUUCAUAUUGAGUUACUUACUCUUACUCUUCCAACUUAUUCAGACGCACCUAUAAGGGUCACAGGAACAGUAAAGUAUUUUCAGUUUGAAACAGCCCAUCACAAUGCUAUAUGUUGCUAGCAUUAACCAGUUAAGUAUUACCGCUUAGGGAUUUUUUUCCCCCUGCUUAUAUCACUGCGUUUCCAGGCAAAAGCAAAAAAACAAACAAACACACACUAAAACUCUAACACAUUGUGAUCCAGUGUGAUAUCUGUGCAGGAUUUUGUUGUUGCCGUGUAGUAAGGGCUAAUCUGUGUGAUGAAAUGCGUUGCUUCCUUCUGUAGAACGUCAGGGAAGAAAAGCAACAUGAAGUCAUGCUGCAUUUACAGGAAACUCUUAGACGGAUCAAGCCAAUAAGAGACGCGGCAUGCGCUCAGUCGCUCGCAUUCAUCUUACCUCUCUCAUCAGAGCGUUGGAUCUCUGUUGAUUUUCCUCUCAUCGCUCCUCAGGUACACAACACUUUUAUUUUGAAACUUUCUUUGCAAAAUGGCCAGGGGGGGGGGGAAUCUGAAGCGCACUGACAUCCUCUUUAAGACUAUCAAUAUCUCCGAUUGUUAAUGUAGUAACAACUGGACAAAUCACGCUUGGCUUCUAGUUUCUGUCUAGCUGACACUUUUAUAAGGUAGAUUUAAAGUUUUUUUCAUAUAUAUAUAUAUAUAUAUAUAUUAAAACUCUAAACGUAUCACUAACCUUCCGUUUAUUAGUGUGUUGAAAAUGGUGAUGGAUGUAAAGAAGUAGAAAUGCUUAAAGCAGGCCUUAGAAAGGCCAAGUUUCACGUGGAUUUCUUAUUGAUUUUUUACAUUUAUGCAGAUUUGUUUUGUUUUAUUUUUCCUUGGACAUGGACGAUCUUUACUCAAGUUUCUCACAUUUAAGAGAAAGUUCAAAACAUUACUAAACAUCCUAAGACAUUCUGUGCUUGGCUCAUUGAAAAUAAAUUGCCUGCAAUAUCUGGGUUUUAAUUGUACAGAAAGAUUAAUUCCACAAUAUAAUGGAGAUUUCCGCACAAACAAAAUUCCUUUAUAGUAUAAGAAAGUUGCUCAUUUCUGAUGUACAUGUAACUUUUAUCAUAUUUAGUUUUAUGUUGCCUGUUAAAUCAAUGAGGCAAAUAAAAAAAAAAAAGUAGUUAAAGGGCACUUUUCUGUUUCUACCUUUGUGUGUGGGGUUAGGUCACUGUUUUCUGUAUUUUAAUUUUUAAUAUAUAUAUUUUUUUUAUUUCAUGCUGAGUCUAAAUAUACAUUCUUUAGCAGCUCAGCCUCUCGGCACAAGCCUGAUCAAUCCCGCCCGCAGACGAGUUUUAAUUAUUUGCUGCAGGAGAUCCGGCUGAGCUAACAACAAUCCCAAGCCGCUCCAAUGAGGAAUUGGUAUUAGCGGCUUUUGAGGGGUGCUGUAACAAAAAAUUAAAAAAUAGAAGAGUCCGGACGAAGGUGCUCAGGAGUAAAUCAGCAGGUUUCAUUCUACCUCAUCGCAAUACAUAUGAAAGAUGUUUGGAUUCAAAAAGGACAACAGAGAGAAGCUGCAUGUGCUUCCUCUGUAAGGGGGGAUGUAAAUCUUUCUAAAUGCCUGUAACGCUUGGAUGCAUUGCACUAUUUUAAGAAUGAAUCUAGAUCAUAAUCAAGUUCUAGUUGAAUCGUAGAUCAGUAGGGAGAUGCAGGAAUUAGCCGUGGACUUUGGGAAAUGUACGUUUCGUCGCGUGGUGUCGGCAGUACUGAAACUGUUUGAAAUGCCUUUAGCUCUGACUUCUGAUCAUUUAAAUAUAAUAAAAUUGAUAUAGUUCAAAGGAA
Messenger RNA from Xiphophorus maculatus (southern platyfish), 6086 nucleotides. RefSeq names its product checkpoint with forkhead and ring finger domains (gene chfr). Gene Ontology annotation, biological process: ubiquitin-dependent protein catabolic process; protein ubiquitination; mitotic cell cycle checkpoint signaling. Gene Ontology annotation, molecular function: ubiquitin-protein transferase activity; protein binding. Gene Ontology annotation, cellular component: nucleus. The transcript is spliced from 19 exons. The record is from RefSeq and is a predicted model, not a curated record. Lineage: Eukaryota; Metazoa; Chordata; Actinopteri; Cyprinodontiformes; Poeciliidae. The coding region runs from base 1473 to 3356 and encodes 627 amino acids.